AUGUCGUUCUUCCUGAAUUUGGUUGAGUCGAAAGCUGUCGACGACAUCUGCGUAACCUACCCGCUUCCAGCUGGCAUUGAGCGGUCAGUAGUCCUGCGCAUUCUGAAUGGAAAAACUGCCGAGUUUGCCAGUAUGAGCGCUUCGGACUUACUAGCUGGUGGAGCCAUGGACGAUACGAAUCUCGCGUUCACCGAAGCUGAGCAGUUUUAUGCAAAGCAAGCCGCACGCUGGCCCGAGCAUUUAGACAUGGUGACUAUCCCAGCGAUUCUUCCGUUUCCUGACCCAGAGGACAAUGGCUCGCAAGAGUAUGUUCUCUUUUUCUCUGCGCUGUCUUCUUAG
Messenger RNA from Cylicostephanus goldi, 339 nucleotides. Lineage: Eukaryota; Metazoa; Nematoda; Chromadorea; Rhabditida; Strongylidae. The record is from the annotation of a GenBank genome assembly.